Molecule: messenger RNA, 3312 nt
Organism: Saccostrea cuccullata (small rock oyster)
Lineage: Eukaryota; Metazoa; Mollusca; Bivalvia; Ostreida; Ostreidae
Product: cytochrome P450 3A29-like
Exons: 14
Coding region: 49-1599 (516 amino acids)
Molecular function (GO): heme binding; oxidoreductase activity, acting on paired donors, with incorporation or reduction of molecular oxygen; iron ion binding
Source: RefSeq, a predicted model, not a curated record
GCCAAAGCCAAAGGACACUAAUUCAGCACUAGUAUACAAACCAUCUGAAUGGACCUACAUCUCUGCUGUUUGUUGGAUUCUUGGGCAUUGUCAUUGGCUGGGAUUGUUGUCGUCGUUUUUCUUUUGUUAUGGCUGCGGCGUCGAGAAGCGGAGGAUUACCAGAGAAGGACGGGGAUACCUGCCCCGGAGGGAAUCCUUCCUCUGAUAGGUCAUCUUUAUCAGGUCAUCAGAAUGGGAGUUGAUGAUUAUGAGAGGAAAUGGUUUAAUGAAAAGAAAACUAAAAUCAUUGUGUCUUGGUAUGGUAAAACUCCCCUAAUUACUGUGGCUGAUCCAGAAAUAGCAAAGCAUGUCCUUGUGAAGGAUUUUCCCUACUUCCAGGACAGGCCAAGGAGGAUUUACACAAUGACACAGACACCUGUUAACAAAGGUGUAUUUUUCCAUUAUGGAUCACACUGGAAACGGAUUCGUUCCAUUUUAACUCCAACAUUUAGCACAGGGAAACUGAAGAUGACUACACAUGACAUAAACAGAUGUUCUGCAAAUCUGGCUGAUAAAAUGGAAAACAUGGCAAAAGCCAAAGAAAAUGUUGAAGUCAAACAGUUAUAUGGGGGUUUUACUCUGGAUGCUAUAGCAGCGACAGCCUUUGGAUUGGAUGUAGACAGUAUUAACAAUCCAGACAGUUCUUUUAUCAAGAACAUCAAAGAAAUAUUCCAAAGAGGGAUGAAGCCAUGGAGAAGAAUUUGCAUCACACUUGCAAGUGUAUUUCCUAGCCUUUAUCCUGUUCUUCGUAUCUUCAACCUGACUUUCUUCAACAAGGAGAAUGUAGGGUUUUUUGUCAGACAAUGUCAAGCUAUGAUAGAAGACAGGAAAACCGAGUCAUCUGAGAGACAUGUUGAUUUUCUUCAACUUAUGGUGAAUGCUGAGUUAGAUGAUCAGUCAUUACAAGAUCAACAUAUCAACAGUGGACAGAAAAAAUUGACCAAUGAUGAGAUAAUAGGUCAGGCUUUCCUGUUUUUUGUUGCGGGGUAUGAAACCACUGCCAACACAAUGAACUUUGUUUCCUAUGAACUAGCCGUAAAUCAGGAAGUUCAAGACAGAGUGGUUCAGGAGAUUAAGGAUCAAAUUGGGAAGGAUGAACCUAAUUAUGAAAAUGUGAACAAACUACAGUACAUGGAACAAGUGAUUUUAGAGACGCUCAGAAUGUACCCUCCUCUACCUAGACUAACUCGUGAGAUAGGGGAGACAGUUGUGAUAAAAGAUUACACAUUUCUAAAAGGAGGCACCGUGGUGAUUCCAGUGUAUGGACUUCAUCAUAAUCCAGAUUACUGGCCGGAUCCAGAGAAGUUUGAUCCAGACAGAUUUGAAAAUUCCAAGAAUGUCCAGAACAAGUUUUACUACAUGCCAUUUGGACUUGGUCCAAGAAUGUGUUUAGGAAUGAGGCUUGCCAUGUUAGAACUAAAAAUAGCCCUGGUUCAUGUUCUCAGGAGGGUUCGAUUUGUUCCCUGUCAGGAAACUCAGAUUCCCUUGAAAGUUAUUACCAACAAGGGUCUUAUAACUGUGGAAAAACCAAUCAAGUUAGCAUUUGAGUUACGACAUUGAGAAAUUUUACCAAGUUUGAAAAAAAUUAUGAUAUCCUAGAAUGUGGAGAAACAAUCCUUGUAAUUGACCAUAAAAGAGGUAUUAGACAGAAACCCCAUCCUUAUAGGCUUCAUUGAAUAGUACGGCAAAGAAAAUUUGAAGCCGAUGGACUAAGAACACAUGAAGGAAUUUAAAAAGACAAAUUAAGGAAAAUUGUAAUGAAUAUAUUUGUGAUAUUAAUGAUAUUAAUCAGAAGUCUUUGAAAUUGUUAUAGUUCACCUGAGCCAAAGGCUUAAGUAAGCUUUAAUUUUCUGAUUGCAAUUUCUUCAUUGUUGUCAAUGUCUUAAACUUUCACGAAAACAACUGGGCUAAUUUCAGUCAAACUUGCCACAAAGCAUCCUUAGGUGGAUUGUGCAAAUUAAUUAAGGGCAACAUAGCCUCUUUUAAGGGGAGAUAAUUCAGAAAUAGUGAAAAUUUGGUUGCAUCUUUAAAUAUCUUCUUAUCAAGAACAAUGGUUAAUGGGUAAAAAAAAUUUCCAAACCUUUAGAAAUUUUUUUUUUACAAAGUGUAGAUUAAAGUUUGUUCAGAUGAUGACCUCCAGGGGUAGGGCAUUGCCACAAUGUCAGAUCAAAGUUUUAAAUUGAAUAUAUAUAUGUACAAAUCUUUAAAAAAUCUUCUUUAGAACAGAAAAGCCACAAUUAGUCAUAUUGAUAAUAAUCAUUGAAAAAUCUUCUGUUCAAAAAAAAAAACAACAAAGCCAUUAAUUUUGAAAACUAUUCUGUUGAAAAAAAACAAAGCCAUUAGAUGUAUUGAAAUGGAAGCAUCCUUAAGUAGUUUAAAAUACUUAAGAUGCCCCCCCCCCCCUCCAUAAACUUUUCAAUUCUGAACUGAUUUAUUCAUUUUCAUAGUACAUGUAAAUAUACUCCGAUGAGUAUUGUAGCCCAUGGACCUCCUUUUAUCUUUUUUAUGUCAGUCUCUGAAUUAUCAUAGCAGUUUUGUGUGCCAAAAUUCAAGGACAAUACUUCGCUGCAGAACUGUAGUGUUAUUGUUUUAUAUAUUAGUAUGGCCAAGGACUAAUGUAUAAAACCAUAACGCUACAGUUCUGCAGCUAGGACAAUAUUAUGUUCCACAUUAAAGAUUGAAUUUGCAUUUAGGUCCUUGAAGUGAUAACAUACAUGUACAUAUGCAUUUUUAUAGUUUAAUAUUAUCUUAUAUCAUAAAUAUGCACAUACUUACAUGUAUUUUUAAAAGAAUUAUAUAAAUGAUGGUGAUAGUGGAAGUUGGGCAGUCAUGUAUUACCGCGUAGCCCUACCGGUAUUUCUACGCAUAUCAAUGCCAAAAUAAGGUGUUUUAUUGCAUACAUUUGUUACAUUGUUUAUUAGGUCAUGAGGUUUUUAUCUUUCAUUGUACUUGUACAGGUAUUUCAUUGAACAAAAUAUUUUAAAUUUGUUAGCAUAAUACCAGAAACAUACAUCUUUUAAAAUGUUUAUAUUUACAAUACGUAACCAAUAUGAGCUGUCAGUCUCAAUCCUGAACAAAAAUAAAUGUAUGUAUUUAUUUGUCAAAGUGUAUUUGUUUGUGAAAACUCAAAAAGGAUUCUUUUUUUUUUUGGUCUACUUUGUUAUUCUGAAGUUGUCAGUAAAACAGCAAUGAGAAGUGUAUAUAAUAUAUGUGCUGAAUACAAAAUAAUAAAAAUACAUGUAGCAUGUACAUUUUAAUAAAACUUUAAAUUAA